AUGGAAGAAAUUCCAGAAAAGUAUAUUUCUAUAAAAAAAGAUGGUAGAGUGAAUCUAAAAAUUAGAAUUAAUGAUGUUGUUAAAAUAUAUCCAUGUACAUCUAUUGGUGUUAUAGAACAACUAGUUUUUCUUCCUAUUGCUGAUACAGUAGAAAAAAUUGAAGGUGAUCUUUUUAAGGCUUUUGUGGAACCUUUUCUUGAAGAUAAAUCAAUGCCUUUAACAGUCGGUAAUCGAUAUAGAAUAAAAUCAGGACUUGGAUCUGUGGAGUAUAAAGUAGUAUCAUUAACAAAUAAAGAAGGUCAAGAUAUUAAACAUGGAUUUAUAGUAGAUGGUACAAAUGUUAUACCUGAUGGAACAAUAACAAGGGAAGAAGCAGAACAAGAAUUUAAUAUGAUAGGAUACGAUGAUGUAGGUGGAUGUAGAAAGCAGUUAGCACAGAUAAAAGAACUCAUAGAAUUACCUUUGAGACAUCCUCAGUUAUAUAAAAAAUUAGGUGUUAAACCACCAAAAGGAAUUCUUUUGUAUGGACCGCCAGGUUCUGGUAAAACACUUAUAGCAAAAGCUAUUGCAAAUGAAACAGGAGCAUUUAUUUACAUGAUCAAUGGACCAGAAAUCAUGUCUAAGAUGGCAGGAGAAAGUGAAAACAAUCUCAGAAAGGCCUUUGAUGAGGCCGAAAAAAAUAAACCUGCUAUUAUUUUUAUAGAUGAAGUUGAUUCAUUGGCUCCUAAAAGGGAUAAAACACAAGGAGAAGUAGAAAGAAGAAUUGUAUCACAACUUCUUACAUUAAUGGAUGGUGCAAAAGCAAGAGAAGGCGUUAUUGUAUUGGCUGCAACCAAUAGACCUAAUUCAAUUGAUCCCGCUCUUCGUCGUUAUGGAAGAUUUGGUAAAGAACUUGAAAUUGGUGUACCUGAUGCAACUGGAAGAUUAGAAAUUUUAAGAAUUCAUACUAAAAAUAUGCGCAUGAGUGAAGAUGUAGACUUAGUUGAAAUAGCAGAUGAAUUACAUGGAUUUGGUGGAAGUGAUAUAGCAUCACUCUGCUCUGAAGCUGCUUUGCAACAAAUUAGGGAGAAAUUGCCAAAUAUUGAUUUGGAUUCAGAUAAAAUUGAUGCGGGGAUUUUGUCUUCAUUAAAAGUGACUAGAGCCAAUUUCUUGUAUGCUAUUGAACAAACAAAUCCAAGUUCGUUGAGAGAAAGUAAAUUAGAAACACCAAAUGUUAAAUGGGAAGAUAUUGGUGGAUUAGCAGAAGUGAAAAUUGAAUUACGUGAAACAAUACAGUAUCCUAUUUCUUAUCCUGAGAAAUUUUUAAAAUUUGGUCUUACUCCCUCAAAAGGUGUAUUAUUUUAUGGCCCUCCAGGAUGUGGUAAAACCCUCCUUGCUAAGGCUGUAGCUACAGAGUGCAAAGCCAAUUUUAUUUCUGUAAAAGGCCCCGAAUUACUUACUAUGUGGUACGGAGAGUCAGAAGCGAAUGUUAGGGAAUUGUUUGACAGGGCUAGAGCGGCAGCUCCUUGUGUAUUAUUUUUUGAUGAAAUUGAUUCAGUCGCUAAGUCUAGAGGGUCUGCUUCUGGAAGUGGAGGUGCCGAUGACAGGGUUAUAAAUCAAAUAUUAACAGAGAUGGAUGGUAUGAAUGCUAAGAAAAAUGUGUUUAUAAUAGGUGCUACUAAUAGGCCUGAUCAGCUUGAUUCAGCUAUUAUGAGACCAGGUAGACUUGAUCAACUAGUUUAUAUUCCAUUACCAGAUGCUGAUAGUAGAAUGUCUAUAUUAAAAGCAGUACUGCGAAAAACACCCUUAAGUCCUGACAUUAAUUUGAACCAUUUAGUUGAAGCUACUGAUAGAUUUUCUGGUGCAGAUUUAACUGAAAUUUGUCAACGAGCAUGUAAACUUGCUGUUAAGGAAAGCAUUGAAUAUGAAACUGAAAGAAGUAAACAAGGCAGCAAUCUAAUGGAGCUUGAAGAUCCAGUACCUUACAUUUCAGAAAAGCAUUUUGUAGCAGCUAUGAAAACUGCAAGAAGAAGUGUACAAGAAAAAGAUAUUGAAAGAUAUGAAGCUUUUGCAAGAUCUAUGAAGGUUGACAUAAGGAAAUAUACACAACCUAAUAGGAAUGUGGAUGAUGCUGGAUUAUAUGAUUAA
Messenger RNA from Vairimorpha ceranae, 2127 nucleotides. RefSeq names its product cdc48-like aaa atpase. NCBI's taxonomy places the organism in Eukaryota, Fungi, Microsporidia, Nosematidae. Gene Ontology annotation, molecular function: ATP binding; ATP hydrolysis activity; polyubiquitin modification-dependent protein binding. Gene Ontology annotation, biological process: retrograde protein transport, ER to cytosol; mitotic spindle disassembly; autophagosome maturation. The record is from RefSeq and is a predicted model, not a curated record. The coding region runs from base 1 to 2127 and encodes 708 amino acids. The transcript has a single exon. Gene Ontology annotation, cellular component: nucleus; cytosol; VCP-NPL4-UFD1 AAA ATPase complex.